Mesocestoides corti is the source of this 426-nucleotide messenger RNA. The record is from the annotation of a GenBank genome assembly. Lineage: Eukaryota; Metazoa; Platyhelminthes; Cestoda; Cyclophyllidea; Mesocestoididae.
AUGAAGAAAUUUUUUGAGGAUUUGAAAAAUGAAUUUCAGAAGUCAGAUAAUCCAAAGGUCAGCUCAACAAACAACACUUGUGCUGAAGAGGAAUCGGAAAUCAUUAAUAAAGAAAAUCUACUUACAACAUCGAAUUCGCAUCCGGUUGAACCGACUCCAGAGGACUUGAAAGCGCCACCGACCACACCUAAGGUUCGUUCGUCGAACCUGACCGAGUUGGCGAAGGCAAGAGUUAGGACCUUUCAGCGAAGAACGCCGGCAGGACAGACAACGCCGACCAUCUACAUCUACAACCACCGAGGCAAGCCGACGGAGGAUGUGGGUGGUCCGAAGCAGACUCUUGCACAGAAGGCAAAGGCGUUUCGGUGCUACGCAGAUCUGCAGAGCAGGUCGGAGCCCGAUUUAGGUAGGGGAAUGUGUCUCUAA